AUGGCUUCGAAACGUGUUGUUAGUAAAGUGGCCGAUGAGGCUGUCAAGAGAAGAAAGUCUUCGAGAAUAGGAGCCAAGCUUCGUAUGCUUCUGACUGUGGAGGUGAAGAUCGAGGACGAGUCGCUCUGUGGGGCGCCAGAGCACCCUGUGAAAGAAGAGAUCAUAAAGCAGGAAGUCAAAGAAGAGCCUGUGGAAAAUUUUCUGGAAAUCAAACAAGAAGGGUUUGAAACUCAUGCAGAUGAAGUUUCGCCUAUAAAUGGGACGUGUUUCUCCACAGUAAGGCCGUCAGACUUGGCCCAGGGCCAACCUCCCAACUGGCAGGCCAUCUAUAACGAAGUUGUGGCCAUGAGAGGCCGUAUAAUCACUCCAGUGGACUCUAUGGGCUGUGAGAAAAUGCCCGAUACGCUUUCACCGCAGCUUCUGGAGAAACAGCCCCAGCUCUACCGGUUUCAGCUACUCAUCUCGCUCAUGCUCUCUUCACAGACCAAAGACGAGAUCAACUACGAAGCGUCGCAGAAUAUGAAGAAGCACUUCAUUUCCAAAGGCUUUUCCAAUGGCGUUUGUAUUGAAGCCAUUCGUGCCUCGAGCGAGUCUGAACUCGACGAGCUUAUCAAGCGUGUAGGCUUCCACCGCCGGAAAGCCAUGUACAUGAAGAAAGCGUGUGAUAUGCUUCACGAAAAGCAUAACGGUGAUAUUCCCAAAUGCAUCGAGGACGUUGUUGAACUUCCCGGGGUAGGCCCCAAAAUGGGCCAUUUACUACUACAAUUUGGCUGGGGCAUCAACAGUGGCAUUGGCGUAGAUGUACACAUCCAUCGCCUCGCACAGAAAUGGGGUUGGGUGCGAAAGUCAGAUAAGCCAGAAGCCACAAGAUUGGAGCUAGAGCUGUGGUUACCAAGAAGACUUUGGGCUCAAGUCAACCCUUUGCUUGUUGGAUUUGGCCAAACGGUGUGCAAUUCCCAGAUCUCCAACUGUGAUGUGUGCACUUUGGCAUCCAAAGGUUUAUGUAAGGGCGUGAACAGAAAGCUACUCAAGGGACCUAUAAGUGAGGACAGAUUGAACAAACUACGCAGGCAGCGUGCUGAUUUGCUGCCUUUGGUUGAGGACCAAAAAGCUGGAAUUGUUAAUUUUUGA
Molecule: messenger RNA, 1131 nt
Organism: Candidozyma haemuli
Lineage: Eukaryota; Fungi; Ascomycota; Pichiomycetes; Serinales; Metschnikowiaceae
Gene: NTG1
Product: bifunctional N-glycosylase/AP lyase
Exons: 1
Coding region: 1-1131 (376 amino acids)
Biological process (GO): base-excision repair, AP site formation; base-excision repair; nucleotide-excision repair
Cellular component (GO): nucleus
Molecular function (GO): DNA-(apurinic or apyrimidinic site) endonuclease activity; oxidized pyrimidine nucleobase lesion DNA N-glycosylase activity
Source: RefSeq, a predicted model, not a curated record